Molecule: messenger RNA, 9926 nt
Organism: Nycticebus coucang (slow loris)
Lineage: Eukaryota; Metazoa; Chordata; Mammalia; Primates; Lorisidae
Gene: NFIA
Product: nuclear factor I A
Exons: 11
Coding region: 855-2384 (509 amino acids)
Biological process (GO): regulation of transcription by RNA polymerase II
Cellular component (GO): nucleus
Molecular function (GO): RNA polymerase II cis-regulatory region sequence-specific DNA binding; DNA-binding transcription factor activity, RNA polymerase II-specific
Source: RefSeq, a predicted model, not a curated record
AUCACAAUGCUUUGAGCCUUACCGCAUUUCAGAGGGGGAAAAAAAAGUUACCUAGGAGGUCUGAUUUUUCAAAAUUUGCAUACAUGCAAAUGUGCCGCUCGGCCGCCUCCUGGGUUCCCUGCGUGCCCACCCAGCGGCCCGGGGGUCCGGGGCAACCUGGCAGAGUUGCCCGAGUCCUCCGCCGAGGUCCGCGCAGGUCUGCGGCGGGGGUGGGGGGAUGGGGACGAGGAAAAGUAGUUUUGUUUGCUUAAGCACAUCCUGUGGCAGCCUAUAGCCGCCCGGAGUACAGGCUGUGACUGCUCCUCACUGCGCUACCCAGCACUGCGCCGAGCGCGGAGGGGGCGGGGGCCGGGGAGCAGCGGGAGAGCGAGCGGGCGAGGAGCCGGCGAGGGCGCGAGCGGCCGCGGAGACUCGGGACCCGGCGGGCCGCGCGGCGCCGCAGCCGCCCCCUCCCCCAGCGCCCCCCCGCGGCGGGCGGCGGCCGAGCCGUGCGGUGCAGCGCGGAGGCGCAGGCGGCGGGCGCGCGGGCAGCUCGCGGGCACCCGGCCGGGCGGCGCGGGAGCGGGAAACGGUGCGCUAUGCCUUUAACGCCCGCGUGCCGGAGACAUGUAUAGUGGAGUGUAGGGAAACUCUAGGCGGGGUUAAAGUUCAGCGCAUGGAGCGGCAGUAGCGCUGGCUGGCUGCAGUUGAGCCGAGUUGGAAAUGUGAACGCAAGAAGCAGGCUUGAUUUUUUUUUUCUCCCCCUCUUCUCUCUCUCUCUCCCUUUCUCCCUCUUUCUCCUCUCUCACCCACACUCACGCACACCUCCACACCGCACACCCAGACGCACACGCACACCCCGGCGCCCGGCAGUUAUGUAUUCUCCGCUCUGUCUCACCCAGGAUGAAUUUCAUCCUUUCAUCGAAGCACUUCUGCCCCACGUCCGAGCCUUCGCCUACACGUGGUUCAACCUACAGGCCCGAAAACGAAAAUACUUCAAAAAGCAUGAAAAACGUAUGUCGAAAGAAGAAGAGAGAGCCGUGAAGGAUGAAUUGCUAAGUGAAAAACCAGAGGUCAAGCAGAAGUGGGCGUCUCGACUUCUGGCAAAGUUACGCAAAGACAUCCGUCCCGAGUACCGAGAGGAUUUUGUUCUUACAGUUACAGGGAAAAAACCUCCGUGUUGUGUCCUUUCCAACCCAGACCAGAAAGGCAAGAUGCGAAGAAUUGACUGCCUCCGCCAGGCAGAUAAAGUCUGGAGGUUGGACCUUGUCAUGGUGAUUUUGUUUAAAGGUAUCCCGCUGGAAAGUACUGAUGGUGAGCGCCUUGUAAAGUCCCCACAGUGCUCUAAUCCAGGGCUCUGUGUCCAACCCCAUCAUAUAGGGGUUUCUGUUAAGGAACUCGAUUUAUAUUUGGCAUACUUUGUGCAUGCAGCAGAUUCAAGUCAAUCUGAAAGUCCCAGCCAGCCAAGUGACGUUGACAUUAAGGACCAGCCAGAAAAUGGACAUUUGGGCUUCCAGGACAGUUUUGUCACAUCAGGUGUUUUCAGUGUGACUGAGCUAGUGAGAGUGUCACAGACACCAAUAGCUGCAGGAACUGGCCCCAAUUUUUCUCUCUCAGAUUUGGAAAGUUCUUCAUACUACAGCAUGAGUCCCGGAGCCAUGAGGAGGUCUUUACCCAGCACGUCCUCCACGAGCUCCACAAAGCGCCUCAAGUCUGUGGAGGACGAGAUGGACAGUCCCGGUGAAGAGCCGUUCUAUACUGGCCAGGGGCGCUCCCCAGGAAGCGGCAGCCAGUCAAGCGGGUGGCAUGAAGUGGAGCAAGGGAUGCCAUCUCCAACCACACUGAAGAAGUCUGAGAAGUCUGGUUUCAGCAGCCCCUCCCCAUCGCAGACCUCUUCCCUAGGAACGGCCUUCACACAGCAUCACCGACCUGUCAUCACAGGACCCAGAGCGAGCCCACAUGCAACACCGUCAACUCUUCAUUUCCCGACAUCACCCAUCAUCCAGCAGCCUGGGCCUUACUUCUCACACCCAGCCAUCCGCUACCACCCUCAGGAGACGCUGAAAGACUUUGUCCAACUUGUCUGCCCUGACGCUGGCCAGCAGGCUGGACAGGUGGGGUUCCUCAAUCCCAAUGGGAGUAGCCAAGGCAAGGUGCACAACCCGUUCCUCCCCACCCCGAUGUUGCCGCCACCGCCACCACCACCGAUGGCCAGGCCAGUGCCUCUGCCGGUGCCAGACACGAAGCCUCCCACCACGUCAGCAGAAGGAGGUGCAGCCUCCCCAACCUCACCAACCUACUCGACACCCAGCACCUCCCCCGCAAACCGAUUCGUCAGUGUCGGACCUCGGGAUCCAAGCUUUGUAAAUAUCCCUCAGCAGACACAGUCCUGGUACCUGGGAUAAAAGUUGCAGUGUCCCACCAUCCACCAGACAGACCACCUGACCCCUUCUCAACUCUGUAACACGGAUGCAGCCUCCACCCAGCGCAGUUACAAUUUCACUGUCAGUGGAAGGGGGACAAACACCGAUUCAGAUCAACUCGUACAUGGAAACAGAGAGCAUUAUGGUCAAACAGCAAAGGCCAUAACCUUUUGGGAUUUUUUUUUUAAAUACUUUAGGGACUGUUGUAAUUUCUCAUAUGGUGCUGGAAAUGGUCGGGCUUUGUAACCUUGGAAGUGUUUCCGUGGUAGCAGGAGCAUUAGGUGGCGUGGCUAGCGGAAGACGACCCUUGCUCACUGACUCCCUGUUGUAACACACUUUCCUUAUGGGGCCCGGCUGUUUCACAGUAUUUCAUGAAUUUGCCCACGCAGGUGUGAUCCUCCUUGACCAUUCAGGGGACACAUGGAGAACUAAAUCUUUUGUAGUAGCUGAGAUCUGCAAUAUGUAACUUACGGGACGGUCAAAGGGCAAUGUUUUUCUGUAACAUAUUGGAAAAAGAAAAUGCCGUUUAUGUUCCUUUUUUAUUUUUUCUUUUAGUUUGGUUUGGUUCAGCAGUCAGCAGUUAAUUAUAUGACAUGGCCCGCAAGGACAACGAAUCCACCCACAUUGCAGAACAAUUCCGAAAAUGGCAAACUACUACUACUACUACUACUAUUCAGUUUUGUAAAAGUUUUGAAAUGCUGCACUUAACAUUAAAAAAAAAAACAAAAAAAAAACAAAAAAAAAAAACAUUUUUUCAACAAUUUCAACAAUGACACAAAAUUCACAUGGGAAUGGGGAAGAUGGUCUGUUUUGACAGAAACUGACAGGAAUCAAUCAAAACAAUCGAAUUUUGAAUUGAGUAAAGUGCAAUUUCAUUGGAUAGCUAAAUAUCUUUGUAAGAUAGAGAUUGUUGAAAAUUCUAUUUUUGUUUUUCAAGUCCUUUCACCCCAGGACUCUAAAUUAUUGGGGUAAAAAAACAGCCUUGCAAGAAAAAGGGGAGCUAUUUUUGCUUUUUAUGUUUUUUAUUAUUAAACUUGUAUCCCUUUAAAAAGAAGGAAAAUUAAAAAAAAAACAAAUCUAAUGGUGCUUUUACCACAAUAUGUUAACUACAUUUAAAUGCUAAUUAUUUUCUGUUAUCAAAGCACAUAACUAAAAUGAAAUCAUGGUAUCUGUUAAUUUUAUAAGCUAGCAGUCACUCUCAUGGGUUAUGCCAAUUCUGAAAAUUUUUACAUGUAUCUGGCAACAUAGGAUUUAUCAGUUAUCAGACACCUCAUGGUACCAGAGAUUGUCCAGCAGUUUUAAAGACCUUUGCGUCCCUGAACUGGGCUAUGGGAAAAAAACAAAUAAUAAUAACAACAAUGAAACCAAUACUGACAUAAACGCUGGUGCCCAUUCCGAUCAAGGGUACUUGUUAGGGGAAAAAAAAAAAAAACAGUUUGCACCUCCAAACAUCCUGUAUCUUAUGUAAAAAAAACAAACAAACAAAAAAAAAACCCCACAGAAACAAAAACAAAAAAAAGUGCAAGUGAUUUUUUCUACCAGACAGCGAAGCACCCCUUUGCUUCCCGUACAACUUCAAGAAGGUUUCCUAUACUAUACAUAUAUAUACGUUCUGGUUGGCAGGCCCUGCUGAUCAGAGAGUCUCUGCAUGUUCUAGUGUUAGUAACUAAUUUUUAUAUAGUUAAUGUAGGAUAAAGUAGAGUGCAUUAAGACACAAUAUUGUAAUCCCUCCUCUAGGCACUUGCCUUUAAACUAUGUUUUUCAGCCCUUCAGAAGGGCUCUACUACUGUCCUGUACAAUCAAGUAACUGAAAUUCUUGGGAAGACACUUUGCUCCUCAUCUUCCCCCCCCCCAAACAAUGUUGUUUUGUUUUGUUUUUUUUCCUUAAUUUGCACGAAAACAAAAAUUCCAUAUCAAUGUGCCUUGCCCUGGAUAGCGAUUAUUUGUGGAAUUGUUGCACAUGAUGCUCCUCUUUAUUGAAAGGGGUUUUUCCCUCGUCAAGCAUUUGGAGACACUUUUUGUAAAUGUGACUUUUAUGUCAGCCAUCGUCAGUUUCAACACCUAGAACUAAGUAGGAAGUUAGCUGUUCCGCAGAUAGGAGUCGUGUUUGUUGUCCUGUACGGUCGGUGGCAGUGCUAUUCUGAGAUCUGUAGAUGCUUAGAAUAUCAGUAUUUUGGAUGUUGCUGCAUUUUACAAUUUAUUUGGAGUCUUCCUUUAUUUCCCUCCCCCUCCCCAGAUAUAUGAAAAUAUGCAAUACCUGCUUAUAUCAUGUAGGAAAGCUUAGCAAUUAUUAAUUUUUCUUUCUUUUUUUUUUUUAUUUGACCAAAGUCGGUGCUGCACUCGACGCAGUUGUUUUAGGUGUUUGUCUUUGUACUUUUUUGUGAUUUUUGAAUGCACGCACGCAGGAAGGGCUCCUCUUAGAGAAGCAGUCAAACUGUGAAGCACUAAGCUGACCCUGCUUCAAGCAAUUUUGUUUUUACAACUGUUCCUUUCACAAGCAAGCCUUAAAAAAAAAAAAAAAGACAACUUCCUUUUUCUUCAGCUCCCACACCCCAUUUUUCUUAGCAGACUGCAGUCAAUCCACAUUCAAUAAAAAGUAUAUAAUGCCCAUUUUUAUAUGCACGUUUUUAAACUUCCAAGUUCUGAAAAUUGUUUACUGGUUAUCUCUAUUUAAGGAAAAAAAAAUAAAAUAAAACAUUUUGGAUUUUCCUAUGUGUCUGAUAAGUGGUUGAGUAGUCGUUUGGCUCUGUCGUACGGUGUGACUGUCAGUGUAUGGUGUCACUUCUCUAGCCAGCCAGCAUACUUUGCCUUCCCCUAUAGCACUUAGCUGGGCAUUACUUUAUUAUGACAUAUGUGCACUAAAAAAAAAAAAAAGGAAAAAAAGAAAAAAAAGAAAAAAUUGCAGCUUUCAGUGCUUCACAGUGAAGGGAAAAAAGCCUAGACAAACAUUUUGUCAGAACCUUGGAAUAAGCCAAGGUAUUACCAGUAAAUUGGUUGUAUAUACAAUAAAAUUGCACCCUUUUUUAAACAAAACAAACUAAGCAAUAGUUUGGGCAGUUUUAGUUGUUUUUAGUGAGCAUGUUGUCAUGACUGCAAAGAGAGAGAAUAAACUGCCCACUCAGAAGAUAUGUAAUUUGUAUUGUUGUAUAGUUUUAUUGAUUACACUGAUUUAGCCUACCCUAUUUUAUAAUGCAGGACUUUUGUAAUGUUGUUUAAAUGAGGAAAAAUUUCUGUCAAAUUAGCCUAGUGAAAUUUCUGAGUGUUCAUUAUAAAGGCGGCGUUCAUAGAAUUCCUUUUCUUUCCCUCCUCCCCACCCCUCUUUGGGAACUGGAUUUAAGUUUAAAACUUUCCUGUUUCCUUUUUUUUUUUUUUUGUAAGUAUUUAAAUACAGUUAUUUUUUUUUUCUCUCAAUGGUAUAGCAUAUUCCUAUGCUUGAGAAGUAUAGGUCUACUGAAAAACCAUUGUAAAUGGACGUUACAGGUAUGCUGUAUUUUUGAAGGUAUUUUGUUGUAUUAAGUUUGAUGAAGCUAAAAUUAGGAAACUCAGAACAGAUGUGCAGGAAAAAGAAAUGUUUUAAAGGCUUUAAAACAUUAGGGAGGCAGACUAGGGUGUUAAUGAACAGGGGUUAAGUAUUAAAUACACUAAGUUACAUUUUUUUAUUCAUGUUUCAUUGUCCAGAAAGCAGCAGGAAAUGUAGUUCAGUUGUUGAUCAAACAGGAAAAAAAAGAAACACCCACAAUAUGAGUGUUUUGCUUUUUAGACUAAAAGCCUAGCAGAGAUGUUUAAGGAAGACUUUGCUACCUGGGGUGUGUAGACAGACAGACUGAGAGCUAUCGGCAUUUGAAGGCCCAGACCUUGAUUCUGAAACACAUUUGAAUUUUUUUUCUCUUCCGUCAAAUGGCAUUAACAAGCUAGAUAAAGAUAAGCCCCUCACGUGACUCGGUGUGUUUUUUCUUUGGGAACUGAAAUCCGAGGCAUGGACACUGAAUCUCACCAUUUUUCUAUCUACUUUUCUUUCUGGCCCCUCUCCCUGCCAUGGAAACCCCCCAUUUCUGACCGUUGGCGGGCAGAGGCCCUCUUGCUAACGCCUCCCCCACCGUCCCAGCAAGUCUUUUCCUUUCCUCUGAGGUUUGAACUGAUGUUUCUGCUUCUUCACACCUUGGCACGAUGGUCAUUGUCAGUCCACCUCCCAGCCCCUGCUCUGCCAUCAGGUGUGUGCUCUGAGCAGGGCACCAAGGUCACACGUCCCGAAACUUGUGUUCUUCAUUUUCUGACAGUCAAAAGUGUGAAGAAACUCAGACUUCCCAGAGCCACAUGGUUAGUCAGCCCACGGGCAUAUGCAAAACCCAUCUCAAAAGUUUCUCUUUCACUUUUUCAAAUCUUUAGUCCCCAUAUACUUUGAAUUCUAUAAUUACAGAGUCAUUAACUAUUUACAAAACGUGGAUUAAGAAACAUGGUUUUUUUCCCUGUGAUUAUUUUUGGGGGGGAGAAAGGGUUUCUGAGAAUGUCAUUUAAUGUACUUGGCAUCACAUCUCUGGAAGUAUCUUUGUCCAUAAUGGUGAUGGCUUCUGUCUAUUCUCUCUCUGGCUAUUCUUUGCUUUUUUCAUUCUUUUCCUUUCUCUCUUUUUUCCUUGAGUAGCAGGCCUCCAUAGAACAAAUCUAAAACAACCGGCAUGGUAAUGUAAGGAGAGCUUUAGUGGCACCUCACAACCCACCCUCGGAGACCUGUCCUCAGACAGUCUCGGAAAGCUGCACUGCCCCUCGGCACGGCUUUCACUGAAAUAGGCUCCCAAGGCCAAGCCUGUCUGGGAGCCGAUGCAUGUAUUUACUGUUUGACAGUGAACCCCCUCUGCCUUCUCCACGUCCAAGGCUGUGCAUUUGUCUAAUUAGCGUCAUGUAUGUUUUCCUUUUAUUUUUUCCAAUAAAAAAAGCAGUGGGAUGAAAAUUGCUUUGAUAUAUAGCAGGUAACAUUGAAGCUAUUCCAUAGCACUUAACUGUAGUGAAUACUGUGUCACCAAUUUUGAAAUCAAUUUAAUGUUUAAUGCAAAUCCAUUACAUGGUGCUAUUACAGGCUGACAAAAUGAUUUACACAAAUGUGACAACUUGGGCUCAAUUCACUCUGCUUUCCAACAGUGUAAAUGCAUAGCAGUGUUUAUCUGCAUGAGAACUAUGCACUAAUCUAUCUGAAGAAAAAAAACUGUAUCAACUUUGGUAUCUACUUUCCGUUUACUUCAAUCCUUGCCUUUUUGGUCAUUAUUAUGAUGCCAGCUUUAGGACAGAAAGAAUUAUAAGAAAACCAGCAUAAUACCUGAUAUAUUAAAAUGUAGUGCCUGUGAAAUCUGUAUUAUAUUGCUCUUCGGAAGUAAGAUUUUUUUCUACACCGGUAGCCUUUGCUGUCUGUCAGGACCUUCCGGUAUAGGUGAUGUAAAAUAACCGUACAAUAUUAAUGCAUGCCGUUCCAUAAUGCUUAGUGAACUGUAUGAAUAGUACUCAAAGUUAUGUUAGUCUUUUUUUCUGACUUGGUUCUUAUCAGCUAGGUUUAAAGGUAUUUCACUGAGAACGCAAAUUCUGUCUUUUCUUGAUUUCAGCUGUUUUCAGUAUUUUGGAGGUAUACAUUUACUUAAAUUUCAGUAUUACUUGUGUUUUGUUUUUUUGUUUUUGUUUUUGUUUUUUUGUUUGUUUUCCUUUUCCUAGGGGAUAAGCAUGGGUGUUUGAUUUCAGAAAUCAGUACCUGGUGAGAUUUUUGUCUCAAAACUACCCUUUGAAUGUCAAGAACUCUGUUACGAAGACACUCUGAGAACAUUUCUACGUGAGGGAUCCUUCCCUUGACCCUCGACUGAAGCUAUGCCAAUACUGGACUGUUUCUUAAUGGACAAGGUUCAGCCAGGUACCCAUGCUGGUCCGUCUUCACACCAGACCUCCUCAUGUUAAAAGAAAAAGAAAAAAAAAAAUCACGUGGCUAUUUAGUUUCAUGCACAGUUGCAAUAUUUUCUUCAGAAAUAAAACUCUGUACAAACUUUGGGCCCGAUUCAUAAGAAAAAAGUUUGCUAUUAACACGGGAUUUUUUAAAAAAAUACUCCUUUUGGCCUAAAUUUGAAACUACUUUCUUCCCAAAUUAAAUAAAUUUCAUCUCAUUUCUCCCCCUAAGCCAGCACCCAUCUGCCUUUUAUUCUCCCAAAGGGUUAUAUGAUCUCGAUUAGGAGGAUGGGGUGGGAGGAGCAGAUGCUGGAGGUGCUCAGAAAGACGAGGGGGACCCCCCACAGCGGGCGGGAGAGCAAGUGGGUGCAGCAUGGGGGUGGGACCUCAUCUGUGUGCCAGGCACCCUACGUCUCACACACGGAUUCAUUGUGCUAUUUGAUUCAAAAAACCAAACUUCCAAAAUGUGUCUGAACCACAGAGUAUGCAGUGCAAGUGCUACCUCUGAUCUAACCAGAGCCCCUGCCCAGCAGAAAGCACCCACCACGUUACACAAUGUGAACUUCCCUGUGUCUACAGUGGUUUCAAGGACGAAUAACGGCCAAGAUAUUGGGCCAUUUUUCCUGCUGUUUUAUACUCAACUUAUUAAAAUAGCAAAAGCUUUCUUUUUCCUUUUCUUAUUUUCUAAAUUUCUAUUAUUAUUUUCUAAAUUUUUAUUAUUAUUAAUUUUUUUUAGUAAUAGUCUGUAAAUUAGCCUUUUGGGGUUUGGGUUUUUUUUUGUUUGUUUGUUUUAUUUUGUUUUUUUAAACACUUCAACGUAAGGUCCUAGGCCGCUAGGUCUGCUGGGAUGGGGAUGUGAGGGAGCUGCCUGCUCCGUCCCUUCUCCCUGGUCUCAGCCUGUCAUCUCUGCCCUGCAAAGGAAUUUGGUCCCCUCACCACUGAGGUACAGACUAGACUAGACUAGGGGCUUUCCUAGGUUAUAAAACAGCGGUUCUCAACCUUCCUAAUGCCGCAGUGUAUUUUCAUUGUUAAAAAGGGGUCGCAACCCACAGGUUGAGAACCGCUGUUCUAGAAGGUCCUUUAGAAAGACUCCCAAAGGCAAACACAUGAUCGAUCCCCCACCCAGUCCUCAGCCCUGAUCUCUCCCCAGAAUAAAGUUCCAGGGGCUUUUUCCCACCACACAGGAAAAUCUAUCCACUCUAAAUACCUCCAUUUUUCAUUUCAAAUGGUGGGGGCAGGGAACUGAACCCUUCCAGUCGCGGUCAGGGAUGUGUUGUGAAACUCGACAACCCCGUGUUAAUAACGUGAUCUGAAAUUCGUUUUUAUGAGCCGGGCCCCGUGCCUCUAGGAUACUUGUACUGACUCUCAUAGUUACCCUUUUAGUUUUACUGUGUUCUGUGAAAAUUUGUAAUUGGUUGAGAAUCACUGUGGGCGUCCAUUCUUAUUCAACUAAAUCUCCACAGGUUUUCUGAGCUGGUGUGGAUUAGUUUAACUCUUGUAUUCAACCAUUAGUGCUACCACCUUCUCACAUUACAAUACAAUUACUGGAAGCAAGUACUGCAUUUCCUAUACAACAAAAAAGGAAAAAUAAAAAAAUUGCUAAUGCUA